CAUAGCCUGCUGCAGACAUUCGCCCUGACGCCCAGUCUACCACCCAAGGUUCUUGGGCUGCCGCUAGCAUCGAUCUGUUCUGUUGACUCAACAGGAUUCACAGUUGUAUCUGCUAUACGGACAAACCCGUUGGCCUCUAAUCUCACCCGGAUCAUUUGCGCAAGCUCACGAGCUCAAAGCUCAAGAGCUUGGCGGUGUCGUGUCGGCCAUUUGGCCGCGUUUGAGCCCUUCUUUUCUGCACAAGCCCGGCGGGGUUUCCUACCGUUGUCGACAUUCCUGUCGCGCUGCUGGCCUCUUUGGGUUACUUGUGCCUGAAACCUUGUGGAUCUUCCUACCCUGAUUCCUUGUUCUCGAGUCUUGCAGUGUCUCGCGCGUAACUAACCCUUUGUCGGUUUAUGCGUCUCUGUCCUGACUAUCACAGUUCUCGAUUUGGUCCGUAUUGUCAUGGUAGACUGUUAGCAGUGUCGACAUCAUGGGGAGAGAAAAGAAGAAGAGACCGCAGUUAUCUACGGUCGCUUCGGCCAAGGAGCGGCACCGGAAAAAAACGAGGCGUGAAACUGGCCGGAGUGCGCCGUCGCCGUCCCAACUUGAGGCCAGAAAAGCCAUACCCAAGUCUAGGCAUCAGACUUACCUGGAGUUUGUUCAGAAUGAAGACUACAAGAAGAAGCCCCUAGACUUUCAGCAUACGACCCAACGAGAACCGCCGCCGUUGUUCUUCUUUGUUCCUAUCGGCAACCCGGAGCUGACGAUGGCAUGCAAAGAUCUGUCGCGAGAAAGGGGCGCCAUGGUCUAUAUCGUCUCUAAUGCCAGCGGCCCCUCGUCAGAUCUCUCACAACAAAUGAACCGAGUUGGCUACCAUUUCCGGCAUCAGAUCGUACAAGAAGCCAUGCGCUCACUCAACAUGACAUCUAUUCAUGAUCCAGAGCUUGUAGCCCCCGGUGGUGUGGAGCGCAUCCCCCAGUCCCAGAAGGACAUCAACGAGCAGGCUGAUGCUGCCAUACGGGAGCUCUUCCCCAGGAUUCCCAACACCGACAGGGGUGAAAUCAUCAGCCAUGCUUUCAGAAAGGGGAAAACAUUCAACGGCGAACCGGUUGUUGGGUUGCAGCAGAACCUUUCUCUGUCCCGUCGCGUGCAGCUUGCGGUACUGGCCCACAUUCGGCACAACCAUACCCGUUAUGAUGAAUUGCUCAGGGAGACUACCUGGGCAAACGCCCGGAAAGCUACGGAGCAACUGUGCCUGGACUACCUCGUCAAGUGGCGGGGCGAUGAUGAGUCUGGCCGUGAUCAAUUAGACGAGAUCCUGCGGGAAGUGGUGGUGUUGUCUGACGACGAAUCCGAAGACGGCGACUCGUUCACCGAGACCGAGUCUGCCCUUUCUGAUGACGUUGUGAUUCAAGAAGUUAGACCUGUCGCCCCUGUCGCGGCCUCUAAUGGCGCGGUUGGGGCUCCCCAGGAUGACUACGCCCAACUCGCUGCAUCGUCCAGGCUGCAGAACAAGGCCAGAAAGAAGCAAGCCAAUGCGGCAAAGCCGGGGAAGUCCAAGAAUGCCAUGGCCCGAGAGAAGCGGAAUUUCAGACGCUAUCAAGCAGCAUGGGACCAGGCUGUCGACCGACACCGCGCUGCUGACGAACAAGCUCACGAACAAGAGCAGAUGGCCACAUACCGCAGUACUCCAGCCAGAGGAUCAGACAAUUACGGAUCCUCAUCGAAGCCGAUGGGUGGCUAUACCGUGUUUGCUUCCCCUCGAGAGAACAAUACAAGGCCAUCCCAGCCUGGAAUGGCUCUCCCUCUGCAACCCGCCCCUUGCCAUGGGUUUGUCGAAGCGAGACCGCACCCGAAUGGCGCGUCGGCUAUCCUACGUCCACCGUCCCCCCGCUAUGUGCCAUCUGACGACAAUCGGGUCUCCGGUAAGGUUAAUAAUGGUGCUGGACGCCUUCCCCUUCCCCACGACUCAGCUCGUUCCGUGCAUCCCUUUGCUUCCAGUGGUCCCAACGGCCAGCUUCAGGACAUGUUGCAUCCCUCCAUUGAGCCCAUGUCACCUGGUGGACCCCGUUAUAGGCUCGGACAACAAAGCCGCCCGGCUGCUGUGCAUGAUGCUUGGCGUGGGGCAUUUCAGCCCGCGGAAUUGCUUUCUCGAGAUCGAGAUGGUGUCGUUGAUCGAGGGCACGGGCGUCCGAUGUCUAUCGAUCGAGGUCCAGCCUAUGUUGAUGUUACCCAGGAUAGCAGGACAUAUGACGCCGCUUGCCAUGGAUACGACGGCCAUAAUUCCCCCCCAGUACGUAUGGCGAGGCAUCAUCCCCCGCCAGUACAUAACAUGUCCACGAUGCCACGCGAAGUUGGUAGCCAGCCUUGGCCGUCUGGCGAGGAAUCUGUUCACCGGAGGGGCCAAGGUGUCCCAUAUUCCGGCCCAGUGUCAACUCGUUCGAACCACAUGUUUGAGGAGCGCGGCGUUAGCUCGCAAUCAGCCAUACGUGUCCCAUACGACGACAGCAAUUUCAUUGACCGUCGCUACGUAGGCCACGAGAGAAGCCGUUACGCACCCGGUAGAGCCCAAGCUCCGUUGCCUGCGAGCUCCAUGUCCAAGGGAUUUGUAACGCUGAGAGAGGCAGCACCCGCGCCGGCAGAACAGGACCUAACCUCGCUCUCCACUGAGGGAUUCAUCCGGAUCAGAGAGGCGCCACCGGUCUGGCAUAACCCUGUGCCCUAUCAUGCCUCUCAUAUGGACAUGCCGCCUCCUGACCGAGCUGGAUUGAGCCAUGCGGCACGGAGGGUGAGGAGCCCGGAUCAACGGAUUUUUGUUCAGCGCCAUCGGCCGGGUUCAGUCCCUAUUGAGCAAAGUCGACGGGAAACAAUCGCGUAUCGAAAUCAGGAUCCCACCAGGCCCCCACCCAGGACAGUAUACGAAGAAUCGUCUAGAGGUUACCGCGUGCAUCAUCAUGAUUACCCCGUCCUGCCGAACACCCAUGUCAGCAGGCAAGCUGUUUCAGGGGGUCCCUACGCUCGGAGCUACGACUUGCGUAACGCGAGGACCCCUGCCCGGAUACCCCCGGAUCAUGAAAUUGUGGUGCUCGACAGUUAAUGCAAGCAACGAUGUUGCGGAUCAGUGUUUUUCUUAACCGCGCUUAGUACAUCUGGCACAACAAGAAUUGCGGCACAUAUAUACCGACUUGCGAGAAGACGUGAUUAAGAUGGCGUUGAGGAUGAGCCGUAACGACCAUGCAUUUGUUUUCGAGGACGAGUACUUGCGGCAGCAUAGCAAUGGAGCAAUGGGUGGUCACGUGGACGAACUUGUUGAUGAUUAGUAUCGCCUGGUUUUAAUUCCUGCUAGGAAGAGGCGUUGAUAUAGAAGGGAUGGUAUACCAAGGACGAUACCCCCAGCCCGGAGGAGAGAGUAUGAGGAUAGGGUGUGACGGGGAGCGACUUCUUUUGGAAGUCCAAAAAUCACACCUGCAACGCCAUCUGCUUGAAGCGACCAGGCUUAGACAGACCAAUACAGAAAUACAGAGACAUUCAGGUGGUAUGAUUCGACCGUGUACCACGCAAG
This is a messenger RNA of Sodiomyces alkalinus F11, 3544 nucleotides long. RefSeq lists its product as hypothetical. Bases 473 to 3079 code for a protein of 868 amino acids. The record is from RefSeq and is a predicted model, not a curated record. Lineage: Eukaryota; Fungi; Ascomycota; Sordariomycetes; Glomerellales; Plectosphaerellaceae. The transcript has 5 exons.